AUAUGUGACAAAACCUUCCCCUUCCUAGUCUACCUCUUUUAAUCAUUUUUUUGAACAAUGCAAGGAACGAUUUCUUGUACAAGGCAUUAUAAUACGGUCUCUGCCGCGGAAUCUCUUCGGCCGCUGCCGCUUAAAACACAAGAAACCGGCGAGAGUAGUGUUCUUACGUUGGUGGAGGAGAACGCACUGAUCGUGAUUGGACGGAGAGGAUGCUGUAUGUGCCACGUUGUCAAGAGCCUGCUUCUUGGACUUGGAGUCAAUCCGGCGGUUCUUGAGAUGGAUGAGGAGAAGGAAGAGGAAGUUAUGAGUGAGCUAGAGAAGAUUAGCGUUGAAGGCGGCAGAGAAACGGUGAAAUUGCCGGCGGUUUAUAUAGGAGGGAGGUUGUUUGGAGGUUUAGAUAGGGUUAUGUCAACUCAUAUCUCCGGUGAGUUGGUUCCAAUUCUUAAGGACGUUGGAGCUUUAUGGUUAUGAGUCUGUUCAAAUGAUUGUUUCCCUUAAAUAUAUGUUAACCUUGAUUUGGUAAUGAAUUUUAGUUCUUUAGGUUUUAUAAUGGAUCAAUGUUUUUCUUUGGAUAAUAAUCAUAAUAAAAUCGAAGAAUGGUUCUUAUAUUAGGCUGGGAAAGUCACUAGGAUGUAUGUAUAGUCAUUAAAUUCAAAUUGUAAAAAAACAACAUAGUGUAUGAUGGUAAUCAGAUUCAUCCAGUUAUUAGAGAGAGUUUUUGCUCACCAAGACUCAUUUUGCCCAAAAAAGGACCUAACAUUGCAAAGAAUCUCAUUUGGUAGAUUGUCGAUUCUAUCGAUACGUUUGCAAAGUCCUAGAGAACCCUUCUCUGUAUCGAUUAUACCUUAGAAUGAUUUUUUUUUUCUUGUCAUUAUCCGUGGAAGAUAUGUUUGUUUACAUGUUACUGCAACCGUAGACCUACGAUGUUCACAGUUUAUUAUUUGUUUUGUUGACGUGUGAUCACAGUGACUAAUUGCAGAUAGCUAAUUCAUGGAAAAUUUUACCAAUUUUAGUUUUAUUUUUUCUGCAAUUUGCGAUUGAUUGCUGCAACUACCUGCGGGAUGCUACAUAACUAAUCGCGAGAUACUGCUAUAGAUAA
Molecule: messenger RNA, 1099 nt
Organism: Eruca vesicaria subsp. sativa (arugula)
Lineage: Eukaryota; Viridiplantae; Streptophyta; Magnoliopsida; Brassicales; Brassicaceae
Source: the annotation of a GenBank genome assembly